Scleropages formosus (Asian bonytongue) is the source of this 5228-nucleotide messenger RNA. Its product is annotated as SRSF protein kinase 2-like. Gene Ontology annotation, molecular function: protein serine/threonine kinase activity; ATP binding. Bases 160 to 2460 code for a protein of 766 amino acids. Gene Ontology annotation, cellular component: nucleus; cytoplasm. Gene Ontology annotation, biological process: peptidyl-serine phosphorylation; intracellular signal transduction; spliceosomal complex assembly. The record is from RefSeq and is a predicted model, not a curated record. Lineage: Eukaryota; Metazoa; Chordata; Actinopteri; Osteoglossiformes; Osteoglossidae. The transcript has 15 exons.
GGAGCGUGGGAGCAGGAGGAGGAGAAGCGCCCCCCCCGGUGCGACGCGCACACACAUCGUGCAGAGGAGAGCGAGGAAGCACGGGGGAGAGCGCUCCGUUCGCCGUCCAUAACCGCCGCGGCCGAUCUUGGACGAGCGAGCGGCUGCCUAGCACUGCUCAUGUCUGUGAAUUCUGAGAAAUCCUCCUCCACUGAAAGGCCCGACACCCAGCCAAAGGUCCCGGCGGCGGCCCCUCCCCCACCACCCCCCCCAGAGCCCGCUGCCCCCCCAGAACCAGAGGAGGAGAUUCUGGGCUCUGAUGAUGAAGAGCAGGAGGAUCCUGCUGACUACUGCAAAGGGGGUUACCACCCGGUUAAGAUCGGGGACCUGUUCAACGGGCGCUACCAUGUGAUCCGCAAGCUGGGCUGGGGCCACUUCUCUACCGUGUGGCUCUGCUGGGACAUCCAGGGGAGGCGUUUUGUGGCCUUGAAGGUGGUGAAGAGCGCUCAGCACUACACAGAGACGGCGCUGGACGAGAUCAAGCUCUUGCGAUGUGUACGGGAGAGUGACCCUAGUGACCGCAACAAGGACAUGGUGGUCCAACUAAUAGACGAUUUCAAGAUCUCAGGAGUUAAUGGGACCCAUGUGUGCAUGGUGUUUGAGGUUCUGGGCCACCACCUGCUCAAGUGGAUUAUCAAGUCCAACUACCAGGGCCUGCCGCUGCCGUGUGUGAAAAGUAUUAUCCGACAGGUCCUGCAGGGCCUGGACUACCUACACAGCAAGUGUAAGAUCAUCCACACAGACAUCAAGCCGGAGAACAUCCUUAUGUGCGUGGAUGAUGCCUUUGUUCGGAGGAUGGCUGUGGAAGCCACGGAGUGGCAAAGGGCUGGGGCACCUCCCCCAUCUGGGUCUGCAGUGAGCACAGCUCCUCAGCUGAAGCCGGUGAGUAAUGGAGAUACCGUGGCAAAAGUUCCCGUGUCACAGAUACUCAAGGUUGGGAAAAUCUCCAAGAACAAAAAGAAGAAGCUGAAGAAGAAACAGAGGCGGCAGGCGGAGCUGCUAGAGCGGCGUCUGCUGGAGAUCGAAGCCCUGGAACGUGAAGCUGAGCGCCUGAGGGGGGGCCCAUGCAUCGCUACCGCUGACAGUGAUGAGGAGGAUGAGGACCAGGAUGCUGAGGAUGAAGAGGCAGAGGAGGAAGGAGAGGAACCAAUACGGAGGCAUACACCACUCACCAACCACACCUGUGCGGCUACAGAGCACCAACAGCAAGAGGAGGACCCCCCCAGCCCAUCGGAGCUGGGGGAUGAAGACACAGCAGAUGGGGAGAACCUUUCUGUGCCUACCAGUGGAGCUGGAGCAGAGGAAGAAGCAACAGGCGAUGAAGAGUUAGGUGAAGACAAACAGGAGGAAGACACAAAGAAGAGUCCAGAAGCCGCUGAGCUGUUUCUGGAGAAAGAAAACCCAAAAAAGGAGGAUAUAAAGGAAGAGGAGGAGGAGGAGGAGGAGGAGGAGGAGGAUAUAGAAAAAAACCACAGGGAGGAAGAAGAGGACAAUGAUGACGAUGAUGACGAUGAUGAUGACGAGGAAGAUGGUGAGGAAGGUGGGGAAGACUCCUUGAACCCAAAAGCAAAUGGGCACAUAGUGAUGGGAGCAGAGGACCUGCAGGUGAGCGGAGAUGCAGUCUGCCCCCUGGUGGAGUCAGAGCUCAGCAUCACUGACCGAGACGCCUCCGUCAGUUCCUCUUAUGAGCUCUUGAACGGCGAUGUCCCAGGAAUGACCAACGGAGCGCGGCACAGAGGAACUGCCCCUCGAUACCCCGAGCUGCCCCUGGACCCUCUGCCAAGUGGGCAACCCCCUCAGCAGAGCCCUCCCGCAGACCGCAGCCGCACUGUGUCCUCAUCCAGCACUGGAGAUGCCCCCAAAGGGAAGGCCCGAGCAGUGGACCUGCUGGUGAACCCCCUGGACCCCUGCAAUGCCGACAUCCUGAGGGUGAAGAUUGCGGAUUUGGGCAACGCCUGCUGGGUGCACAAGCACUUCACAGAGGACAUCCAGACUCGGCAGUACCGCUCCAUCGAGGUGCUCAUCGGGGCAGGCUACAGCACCCCGGCCGACAUCUGGAGCACUGCCUGCAUGGCGUUCGAACUGGCCACUGGAGACUACUUGUUUGAGCCCCAUUCUGGAGAGGAUUAUUCCCGGGAUGAAGACCACAUAGCUCACAUCAUCGAGCUGCUGGGCUGCAUCCCACGACACUUUGCACUCUCUGGAAAGUACUCCCGGGAGUUCUUCAACCGCAGAGGUGAACUGAGGCACAUCACCAAGCUCAAGCCCUGGUCCUUGUUCGACGUGCUGGUGGAGAAAUACGGGUGGACCCAUGAGGACGCCGGCCACUUUACCCAUUUCCUCCUACCCAUGUUGGAGAUGGUGCCCGAGAAGAGGGCGUCAGCUAGCGAGUGCCUCAUGCACCCCUGGCUAAAUUCGUAGCGGCACCCCCUGGGGACUGCCUGCAGAACUGGUUUUCCAUAAACGGAUCAGAUAAGGAGGGUGGGAGGGCUGGUGGGCAACGUGUAUCCCUCAAAUCCAGACAAACCCUUGGUUUCUUGCACACAACCUGUAAUGCAGACAGAGACACUGCACAUCCGGCGCAGCCCUGUGUGAUCCUCUUUGUUGCAGACACAGGAAGAACUCCCGACAGGUAACCCCCCACCCCCAUCCCCAUACCAAAGCAGUGCUCUUGUGGAUUCCUCCCUGGCUUUUCCCCUUACUGUCUUCCCUCCACUUACAACCACAUUGGUGUUGCCCUCCACUACGUGUGUGUGUGUGUGUGUGUGUGUGUGUGUGUGUGUGUGUGUCAGUCUAUGAGGCUGAAGAAAGGACUUGCCCAGGAAUCUGCAGCUUGUAUUCUACACCCGUCCUGGAGAAUCAGCGACACUGGACAUCAGUGGGACUGCUGGUGCUGGUUUUACUGCGAUGAUUGUGUCUUCCAAGACGUCUUUGUUGUUGGACAUAGGGUGGAUUCACAGACCUCCCUGCCACUAGGCGGCGAUAUCGGAGCAUCGAGCAGAAAGGGAGCGGUCUUUAAGACUUGUACAGUAGUUUAUUCUUAUACUCUCCUAUCCUAAAGACAGACCCUGAGCACAUUGGCGAGGUCAAAGAUCAAAUAUACGACUCAUCAUCACAUAAAACACGUCUGCAGGAAGUGCAACUGAGACAAAAAGGACAAACACUUUUAAUUAAUACAUGCUUCAGUAAAUUUAAGGAAUAAAUUCACGGCCGAUGGAAAAAGCGCAUGUUUGAAACCGCAUGCUCAGUUGCCCUCCUGUACAGCGUCCUGUAACUUAUUGGAAGGCCUACAUUACAAGGAUGCUACCCUAUGUUUACACUGGAAUGGCAGUGCCAGGGGGUGGGGCUUCAGACUGGAACUUGGCAUGCCCCUCCCCCCACCCACCCCUUCCACCCUCCUAUGGAGCAAGAAGCCCAAGACGGUGCCCAAAAUGUGCCCUUCUGAGCACUGACAUGCAGACAUGGAUCUGACCCCCACAGACACAUAAAGGGCCCUGCCAGCAGGGGGCGCCGCAAGCAUCGACACCAUCCCAAUGGUCCGAGGGCUGCGACAAUUGCUGCCAGCGAGACGGAGUGGUCAAAUCGUUUUCAGUCAGGACCGACUGGCAUUUUAAAAAAGUGAAACGUGUUUUUCAAUUUUAUCAACUUUUUUUUUUACAUUUAUUCAGUUAGCUGACACUCUUGUCCAAAGUGACUUACCACAUUAAGUUACUUACAGCAAUUUACCCUUUAUAUAGCUGGGAGCAAUUUAGGGUAAGUACCUUGCUCAAUGGGACUACAGCUGGAGGUGGGUUUCAAACCAGUAACCUUUGGGUCCAAAGGCAGCAGCUGUAACCGAUUUUGAUUAUUGAUUGCUUUAUUGAUCAGGAAGUGUGAGGUGUGUGGGAGGUCACACCCCACUGCUUCCCAUGUGAGUUCUGUGAGACGGUGGAACAGUCACUCACUCUCAGACCAAACCCACCCCGUACCGCCUGCUUCCGGAAGGGCUCUUAAAAGCAGAGCAUUCAAUCGGUCAUCCUUCUUGGACCACGUGUGAACACAUGGAGAGGGACCCGGAGCACUUCUCUCACCGAGGACGGUCCUGCCACUUGUCGUUGUCGGGGAGGAAACUGGGCAUUGUGCUUGACCUUUGGGAACCUGUAUCACAGCGCCCCCUUCUGGACACAAACCCCAUCACUGUUAGUUCUGUUGCCUCUUUUCGCAAUAAAUCCGUGAAUAUAAGUAGAUGGUGGAGUGUUUUUCCAGCAAACCUCAAGACCUUUACUAAAGUAGUAAUAAAAAGAAACUCACUGGUGUUGUGACCGUGAACAGAUCUUGUUAGUGAGUGAGGUGAUUGUGUUUGUUCAUUAGAUGUCGUUUAUGCAUUUUUUAAACUUUUCAUUUUUUCGUCCCCCCCGAUGCUGUCGUCGCCUUUACCCUUUUCUUACAUGGACAGUGCUGCUCUUGAACAUAUGUGAUGAUGAUGAAACGGAUUAAACAUUCUUGCAAUAACAGUAACUACUAUUAUUAUGAAAUUUUGCACCCAAAGCUCCGUUCUGCAGCCGUGCUGACCGCUCUUCUAGUCGUCCAGUCAUCCCUCUCCUGUUUUCAUUUGCAGAGUUAAUAAAGGUAAAAAAUGAACAAUCUCAGUGUUCCUGUAACUUGAGGCACAGGGUAUGUGGCAGCUUAAUCCCUUUGCGCCCUUUUCUUUCUAAGUUGCCUAUUAAUUUCUCACUGGACAUCAUAUGAACAAAACAUUUCUCAACAGCACCUGUGAAUUUGCAUUUGCCAAAAUGUUCUUAUUCAGGUAUAAGUCUCCACAUAUUUCUACAAAAAGCACACAUUUCCACAUUGCAUUACAGAGAUUUAUUCCAUUUCAAUUUCCAUUAAAAACACUUUUUAACACUUUAAUAUUACUAGUACUAAAUGUAGGGCUUUUUUCAACAGUUAGGGAAAGGGGUGUGGGUAAACAGUUUGGGCAAACAUUAACGCAAAAUAAACAUUUAUUCAAAACAACCUUUAGCUUUGGUCGCCAACUCCAUUAUGAAAAAACAGGCUGAACUGGCACAGACACACAAAAACAGCAGUAAAUACAUUCUCAUCGCUUUUAUUUGUUUCAAAAUAUUGGGACUAAACAUCAAUCGUUACAAGUUCACCAAAAAUAAAAUCACAGGCUGGUGGGGGGGGGGGGGGGGGUGUCACAUAAAUUG